Amoebophrya sp. A120 is the source of this 1395-nucleotide messenger RNA. The record is from the annotation of a GenBank genome assembly. NCBI's taxonomy places the organism in Eukaryota, Dinophyceae, Syndiniales, Amoebophryaceae.
ACUGAGGCAGCGCAUCGCUCCUGCCCUCCAUACAGGAAUUGCAAGUGCGUCAAGACUCUCGUAUUUAUAUCCUAGUGCUAAAAUGCACAAAGCCCCCAUUAUUGCAUUCCGCCCAAUUUGUUCUGCAACGAAUAAAACCCCAAUAAGUGUUUUAAGUGAUACAUUAAAGCAUGUGUUAGAUUAUGUUUUGCUGCAAGUACCACAGGGGUUCCGAGUGCGGGAUAGUCUGGGAGCAAAAAAGAAGAUAAUGCAAGGAGAAUAUAGGUCAUUUUACAAAGGUGAUUCUAGUUCAGUGUGUAUGUGUUUAAAACGCGGCACAUUGAUACGAAUUCUAAAUGAGCAAAUCCAUUUUGCAUUGAAACACCACCAGCAUGAUUUCUUUCUUUUUUAUAAAUCUGGCAUGCGCGUAGCUAAAGCUCUACCAUCUAAGCGCGAUGGUAUCCUUGCUAUUUUGCGCUACAGUGACUUAUUCCAAGUUAUGAAAUCAUGGUUAUGCUGUAAUUAUGUAAACGUAAGUGGUUUGACAUUAUUACAGCGUAUAGGCAUCCCUAUGGGAUUGUCGAGCGCAAACUCGAUUAUAGACUGUGUACUUUGUAAUUUAGAGUCACGCUUUUUAAGUGGCCUAUCAUCAACAGAACGACAGCGAUACGCUGGCACCUGUCGUUUUGUUGAUGAUGUCAUUAGUGAAAGCACUAAUUUUGUUUCAGCUUGGCGCUCCAUAUACAAGGACACGGGACUGGAAUUGGAAACGGAAACGCUCGGCAGUUCUGCGGUAUUUUUGGACCUGGAGCUGACGAUCGUCAAAGGGACAGCUUUUUUCAAAACUUUUUCCAAAAGCAGUUUGUUCAAGUUUGCAGUGAGUAGGUAUGUAACAGGGCGAUCCUGCAUAUCUAAAAGUACUAUUUUUUCAAGUUUUUGUGGCAGUUUCCUUCGUUUUUAUUCUAACAAUAAUUUAGCUUUUUUCUUCCUUAGAGAAGUAGCAGAGCUUAUUUUGCGUAUGAAGAACUUACUAAAUUUUAACAUUUUUCGAAAAACAAUAGAUAUACUCCUGUCCCGCCACAACGAAAACAAGUGGCUCGAUUCCGUUUCCUUCCGCCGUAUCCUCUUAUCUUUCUGCAUGCAAGUAUUGGACUAUAAAUUCCAGUAUUUGACUACAGAAUAACUAUCCGUGGUUUGCAUCCAUUCCUCGAACCCCAGCUGUUUGUAUUGCCCUUCUGUUUUCUAUGCGUUCUUUGGUAUGCCUCCUGUUAGGGCCUUUGCAUGCCAGCAAUGGGGGUCCAAAUUCAAAAAGACUAUAAAUGUCUUUUCGAAUCUGGACACUUGGAAUGUUUGUAUUGCAUACUCCUUUAACCUGGGUGAGGUCUUACAAAGUCUACAACUUUAUGUCAUCAUCCA